AAUAUACAGAAAAUUUUCAAAACAUCAAUAAGGAAAUAUGAGUUAUGUAUAUUUUUGUAAAUAAUAUUCGAAUAUUUAAUAAGUAACAAUGGCAUGUCAUGGAUGUAUGACAAAAUUUAGUUUCUUUCAGAAGGAGUAUGCAUGUCCAGCAUGUGGAUUUGGUUAUUGCAGUAAAUGUUUAAAACAAAAAGUAGUUGUACCUAAUAAAGGACCUACAGAACAAAAUGUUUGUAAAACAUGUUUUACAAGAAUUACAACUGGACGGAGAGAACCUCCACGACCCCCUCCUGAGCUGUUUUUGAGUCGUUUAGAAAAUUUAGAUAAUCCAGCACCACCUCCUAUCACAAUAUACAGGCACGAUCGUAUUCAACAAUUACGUUCGGGGUUAAGUGAAGAAGAUCAACGAAUUGCAGAUCGAUUAGCAAGAUUGCGUGCUGAACGAUGUUCGCCUCCGCCACAAACAGAAGCUGAAAUUCGCCGAAGAUUAGCAAAUCUUAAAGGAGAAAAUUAUUAUUCUGAAACACCUACUAAAACGCCGGCAUUUUUUGCCGACCAGCGUAGUGAUCAACAAAAAGUAGAUGCUUUACUGGAACAGUACGCAUCAGAACGUGAUAUUGAAUUAGCACACGAUCCAAGUAGUGAAAUUGAAGCACGAAUUGCAAGUUUACGAGACGCUGGUGUACAACCAAAUACGACAGCAUAUUUAACACAGCUUCACGAUAUUGAUUCGAGUGACGAAGAAACGCAAAUUGAUAAAAUUACUAGAAAAAUCAUGGAUGAAGUAGCAAUUGAAAGUUCAACUACUGCAAACAACGCAGUAACACAAGUCCCACCAAAGAAAAAACAUCCAAGAAUAUUAAAAGCCGCUGAUAGAGGAACACCUUUACAUGCAUCAACACCUGAGCUAUCAUUUUGUGUGAUAUGUUAUGUACAAGCGACAACGAGGUGUUUAGAUUGUGAUGGUGAUUUAUAUUGCUCAAAAUGCUUCACAGAAAUACAUCGAGAUUGGAGUGAAACACAUCAUAAAUCAAUACCAUACAAACCGAGAACUGCGGCUACGACAAGUGAGGAGGACGAAGAUAUGGACGAAGAUGAAGAUUAACCAAUAAAUUUUAUAACAAAAAUUCAUUAAGUCCCAUCGUACAUCAUCAAAUCAUGAAUAUUUAAAAAUAGCCGAAUUGAAAAAAAAAAAGGAAAAUUCGCUUAAAAAAAUUGUAUCAUCAUUUUCUCCUCAUUAUUUUCUAUUCAUGUAUCAUUUAAUAAUUAUUUAUAAACGUUUUUCCAUUAUUCAUUAAAAAAAAACCAAAUAUUUCAAAUUUCCUUCAAUAGGAGUGUCGCAUUAUUUUCAAAAAUAAAUUCGUUGAGUAAGAGCUGCGUAGAUUAAGUAAAUUCCCUGCAGGGACCAGAUCGAAAAAAUGAUCAGUUUAUUCGCUAAAAUAAUGUGCUAGCUCUUACUAAAUUAUAAAUUCCCAUUGUUUUAAUUUUAAAUUAUUCACGUUCAGUGAGAAAGCACUCAAAUCCACUUGGAUUUUGCAAAAAUAUGCAACCAAAAAACAUUUUGUUUAAAAUAGAAACAUUUCAUCUCGAAUUGAAAAAAUUCACAAGAAAGUUAGGUUUCUAACAAUUGUGUUUUUAUUUUUCAUUUACUUUUUUUAUAAUUGAAAUAAAUUGCUAUAGUUAUUUUUUUACUGAUGUUAAUUUUAUAAAUUCCCAAUUUACUUUUUUUUUUAACUCUCAGAGCGCCUACAACAAAUAUAUCCUCUUUAUGGUGGAUGCAAAUACGAUUGCUAGCCGAUAGAUCGCUAGCCGGAAUCCGUCUUUUUUACAAAGUUAGUUUUUAUACAGUCUAAUGUAUGCUUUUUUCUAACCUACAAAGCAUUAAUGUUUUGAAUAUGGUGAUCAUAUUCAACGAAGCAAACCUUAAAAGGCCGGCAAGCAGCAGAAAAUUUGUAAGGCAUUCUGUCUAUACAAUAAAACAAUAAAUUCAAUAAAUUUAUAAGGAUGAAUUUUUGUUGACUUCGAGUUGAGACAUAGUUAUUGAAAUUAAUACCACGAUACUCAAAAUCAAAUUGUGUUUCAAACUCUAAAUAUCGAUAUUUCUAUUACAACGCAACCAUCGUUA
Chrysoperla carnea is the source of this 2122-nucleotide messenger RNA. Its product is annotated as abscission/NoCut checkpoint regulator. Gene Ontology annotation, molecular function: phosphatidylinositol-3-phosphate binding; metal ion binding. Lineage: Eukaryota; Metazoa; Arthropoda; Insecta; Neuroptera; Chrysopidae. Gene Ontology annotation, biological process: mitotic cytokinesis checkpoint signaling; abscission. The coding region runs from base 89 to 1102 and encodes 337 amino acids. The record is from RefSeq and is a predicted model, not a curated record. Gene Ontology annotation, cellular component: centrosome; cleavage furrow; midbody. The transcript has 5 exons.